Molecule: messenger RNA, 10257 nt
Organism: Cavia porcellus (domestic guinea pig)
Lineage: Eukaryota; Metazoa; Chordata; Mammalia; Rodentia; Caviidae
Gene: Chm
Product: CHM Rab escort protein
Exons: 13
Coding region: 7-1521 (504 amino acids)
Biological process (GO): protein geranylgeranylation; vesicle-mediated transport; intracellular protein transport
Cellular component (GO): cytoplasm; cytosol; Rab-protein geranylgeranyltransferase complex
Molecular function (GO): GDP-dissociation inhibitor activity
Source: RefSeq, a predicted model, not a curated record
AGUCACAUGACGUUUCCUGUCAAGAUGGCGGAUAGUCUCCCGUCGGAGUUUGAUGUGAUCGUAAUAGGGACGGGUUUGCCUGAAUCCAUCUUUGCAGCUGCAUGUUCAAGGAGUGGCCAGAGGGUUCUACAUGUUGACUCAAGAAGCUAUUAUGGAGGCAACUGGGCCAGUUUUAGCUUCUCAGGCCUGUUAUCCUGGAUAAAGGAAUAUCAGGAAAACAAUGACAUUGUAAUUGAAAGUUCCAUAUGGAAAGAACAGAUCCUUGAAAACGAAGAAGCCAUUGUUCUUAGUAGGAAGAACAGGACAAUUCAAAAUGUGGAAGUAUUUUGUUAUGCCAGUCAGAAUUUGCAUGAAGAUAUUGAAGAAACUGGUGCACUGCAGAAAAAUCAUGCUUCUGUGACAUCUGCAAACUCCACAGAAGCUGCAGAUCCUAACUGUCUGUCUACAGAAGAAGUGUCAUUAAGCCCUCUGAACAGCGAAGUGACUGCAUAUCAAACCCCAAACAGUGAUACAGAAGUUGCCCCAGAAGUAAAUGAUGCUGAAGUGACAGGGAAGAAAGAAAGCCAUAGUGAUGAUAAAACUUCAGAGGAGGAAACAAGUAAAAAUAAGUCUACAGCAGAGGACAGUACAGAACAAUUGAAGAAAAAUAGAAUUGCUUAUUCUCAGAUUAUUAAAGAAGGCAGGCGAUUUAAUAUUGAUUUAGUAUCAAAGCUACUAUAUUCUAGGGGUUUGCUGAUUGAUCUUUUAAUCAAAUCUAAUGUUAGUCGUUAUGCAGAGUUCAAAAAUAUUACCAGGAUUCUUUCAUUUCGAGAAGGAAGAGUGGAACAGGUUCCUUGUUCCAGAGCAGAUGUCUUUAAUAACAGACACCUCACUGUAAUAGAAAAACGAAUGCUCAUGAAAUUUCUUACAUUUUGUAUGGAAUAUGAGGAACAUCCUGAUGAAUAUAAAGCCUAUGAGACAAUAACAUUUUCUGAAUUUUUAAAAACUCAAAAAUUAACCCCGAACCUCCAAUAUUUUGUUCUGCAUUCGAUUGCAAUGACAUCAGAAACAACCAGCAGUACCAUAGAUGGUCUCAAAGCUACCAAAAACUUUCUUCAUUGUCUUGGGCGAUAUGGAAACACUCCAUUUUUGUUUCCUUUGUAUGGUCAAGGAGAACUCCCCCAGUGUUUCUGCAGGAUGUGUGCUGUUUUUGGGGGAAUCUAUUGUCUUCGCCAUUCUAUACAGUGCCUUGUAGUGGACAAAGAAUCUGGAAAAUGUAAAGCAGUCAUCGAUCAGUUUGGUCAGAGAAUAAACUCUAAGCAUUUUCUUGUAGAGGACAGUUACUUUUCUGAGAACACCUGCUCACUUGUGCAAUACAGGCAAAUCUCCAGAGCAGUCCUAAUUACAGAUAGAUCUGUAUUAAAAACAAAUUCAGAGCAACAGAUUUCCAUUUUGACAGUACCAGGAGAGGAGCCAGAAACUUUUGCUGUUCGUGUCAUUGAGUUAUGUUCCUCAACAAUGACAUGCAUGAAAGGCACAUAGAAUAAAGCAAAACAGAACAAAGCAUAUCAGAACAAAACAAAGCAAGCAACAAGGACUUCACAACAUGACAACUGGAAAUCAACAGUGGCCUCCAUAAUGUUUCUUCAAAAUAGUUGUCCAUGUCUUUACACACAAUGAAUUCAAACCAACGUAGUGCAAACCUAAUUAAAACAAAAGAAUGAUAGCAUUAUGGCAUUCAAAACUAUACAAUAGGAAAAUUGCUACCAUAAUGUUUCUUGUUUUCUUCUAAACAGCUGGCCAUGCCUUCACACAUGUUGAAAUUAAACAAUAGAAAACAGACUAAAACCAAUCAAAGCAAAAAAUGAAAACAUUAUUGGACUUCAAAACAAAAUGAUGACAUAAUAUGUCAUUUUCUUCAAAGUAGGAGUUCAUACCAUCACAUGUAAUAAAAACAAUACUUAUAAACUCUUCAGGAGGAGUUCUAGGCAUGUCUAAGCCUCUACAUGUACAUCAAUUCUUUCUGUACUGGAGGGAAAAACAAAACAAAAUACAAGAAAAAAAGAAAAAAAAGAGAUAAAUAAAUGACAGUAACAAAGAGCCCCAGUAAGAACAAAAUAGGCUUUAAAAACAAGGUGGUAGGAACAUAACAAAGAUUUUUAUUCUGCAUAGUUAUCUUCAAAAGAGCUACUCAGAUUACCAGAUAUAGACAUGAAAAAUUAUUCCAAGAAUUAAUAGAAUUAGUAGUACAAUCAUCUUAGCUAUUUUAUGUGUAUAUAUACAAAUUUGUAUCUUUUUUUGUUUUCUCAUACUUUUCCUUUUCCCUGACUUAUUUUUCCCCUUUGAGCAGUUUCUAUCCUUUCACAAUGUUUAUUGAAGAUGUUGUGUCAAUAGAGCCAAAAAUGACUCACAACAUUAAUAGAACAGAAAAACUUUUGAUGAAACACAACACUCAUUCAUGAUAAGAACCCUACUGAAAAUAGGAAUAAAUGGUCUUUACCUCAAUCUGAUAAAAAUUGUCUAUGACUUGCCAACAGCGAGCAUCAUAUUAAAUGGUGAGAAACUAAAAGCUUUCACUAUAAAAUCAGGAAUAAAGCAAGAAUGUACAUGAUCACUACUCCUAUUCAAUAUAGUUCUGGGAACACAGCAAGAGCAAUUAGAAAAGAGAGAAAUCAAAGAACUAAGGAUAAGAAAGGAAGAAGUUAUAUUAUGAUUAUUUACAGAUGAAAUGAUAGUCUACAGAGAAGACCCCCAAAACUUCAUUGAAAGACUUGUAGAUGUGAUAACCAAGUUCAGUAAUGUAGCUGGAUACAAAGUCAACACUCAAAAAUCAAUAGCAUUCCUCUAAACAAACAACAAACUCCCUGAGAGAGAAAUAUGAGAAACCACACACUUUACAAUGUCAUCCAGAAAAAUGAAAUAAUCUAGCAAAGGAAGUGAAAGAUAUAUUCAGUGAAAAUUACAGCACUCUGGAAAAAAAUUGAAGAGGAUCUGAGAAAAUGGAAAGACAUUUCUUGUUCAUGGAUAAGAAGAGCAAACAUUCUGAUAAUGGCCAUUUUCCUAAAAUUGUUAUACAGAUCUAAUGCAAUUCCAAUCAAAAUACCAUAAGUAUACUUCAAAGAUCUAAAGAAAUCAUUGCUAAAAUUCAUCUGGAACCAAAAGAGACCAAAAGAGCAAAUGCAAUUCUGGGCAACAAGGACAAGGCAGGAGACAUCACAAUCCCUGACUUGAAGUUAUAUGACAAAGCUAUGAUGAUAAAAUCAGCAUGGCACCUGAAUGAAAAUAGACCUGAACAUCAAUGGAAUAGGUUAGAAGAUACAAUCACAACUGCAAAUACACUCGGCCACCAUUUUUGACAAAAGGGCUAAACAUGUUCCCUGGAAUAAAGACCCUUAAUAAGUAAUAAGUGGUGCUUGGAAACCUGGCUUUCCAUAUGCCAAAAACUAAAACUAGAACCAUGCCUGUCACUAGGCACUAAAGUCAAAAUGGAUCAAAGAUAUAAAUGUUAAAACAGCAACAUUAAAUCUGCUGGGAGACAGAGUAGGUAGAAAUCUUGAAGACAUAGGGGUAGGCAGAGAAUUCAUGAACAAAAAUCAAAAUGUGUGGGAAAUACAACUCAGAAUCAACAGUUCAAAUCUCUUAUUAGAAGGUUUUUACAUAUUAAAAAGUUAUCUGAUUUUUCAUAUGCAUAUAGGUCUUGUAUACAUGGAUGUGCUAGAAUAUGAUGUGUAUAUAUUUAUGAUUGUUGUCCUUUUUUCUGGGAUUGUUCCCAUAACAAGUAUGUAGAGACUAUUGUGUCUUAUGUGCAGUCUUGUCUUGAAAUACACUUUGUCUGGACAUAAAAUAGUCAUUCAUCCUUUUGUGGGGGCUCCUGUUACAUGGACUAUUGUUUUCAUUUUUGACUUUCAAUAUAUGAUAGUGAUAGCAAUAUUUUAAAGCUUCCCAUGAUAUAAAUAGCCCACUGUUGCAUGUGUUUCAUAGAUUUGCUACCACCAAUCUAUGAUUUUGUUGUUUGAGUUAAAUGUUUCUUUUUGUGAAGGAUGUUGUUGGAUUUUGAUUCUUGUUGCAUUCUGCCAAUUUGUUUCUUUUGAUGGUUGAGUUGAGACCAUUUAUAUUGAUAUAUAAACUGACAGUUAUUUCUCCUUAUCAUUAUAUUGUGUUCCUGACGUUGAUUCCCUUUCUUUCCCUUCUAUUCAAUUGCUGGCCUCUCCUGGUAGAUUCAUUCUUUUCGAAGUUUUUAAUAGUUGUCUUCAUUGAUGUAGAAUAUUCUUCACAAUCCAUUUUGGGAUUGCUGGUUUUGUGAUCCUGAAUUACUUCAGGAGUUCUUUAUCAGUGAAAUAUCUUAUUUUUCCAUGAAUUUUGAAAGAUAAUUUUGCAGGGUACACCAAUCUUAGUUCAGGGUUAUUUUCUUUAAGGAAUUGAGAUACUUCACCAAGCUCUUCUUGACUUACGGGUUUGUGUUAAGAAAUCUGCUGUGAUUCUGUUGCGUUUUCUUUUAUAGAUGAUUCCUUUCUUUUCUCUAGCACUCUCAAUAUUGUGUUUAUUUGUUGUACUUCUAGAAUCUGGACUAUAAUAUGUUUUGGUGUAACUUUUUUUCCCCUGGUGGCUAUUUAGAUUUGCAAAUGUCUCAGUUAUCUGUCUAUAAAUUCUUGGUCUCUGCUCGGAAAUUUUUCUACUAUUAUUUAUAUAAAGUAGAUUUUUAUGCACAUUUGUUGUCUUCUGCUUUUUAAAUUGAUUUUAAUUAAUCUUAUAUUAUUAUUCUUGGCAUCAUCUACUAGCUGUUAGGUUAAUUUUUCAUGGUCCCUUGCUCUUUUUAUGAAUGCAUUCAUUUGAUGAUCCCUAGUCAAAACCUUGUCUUUUAGAUCUGAUAUUUUAUCUUUGUAUUAACUGAUUUUGUUGUGUAUAAAUUUCAUAGAAUUUCUAAUGUACUGGAUAUCUGUUUGAAUCAGUUUUAUGGAAUCCAGUUCUUUCCUAUAUUGUUUGCUCAUUAUUUCUGUGUCAUUCCUCAGGUCUCCUAUUUUUUAAAUCUGUAUCUACCAUAGAUUCACUAACCACUACCUUCAUUUUGGUUAUCAUCUCUUUAAUUAUCUGUGUAAUUAUUCCUGAUUUGGUUUUUAGAGACUUGUUCAUCUGCUUUGUUACUUCUGCUACUACGAUUUCAGAAAUUUCAGUUAGAUAGCUUUCAAAUUCCUCUACUUUAUUGCCCUCUGGAUUUGUUUUGGGAAAGUUGUUGUUUUGGAUUGACAUUUUUGUUUCCAUGAUUUCUCACUUUCUAUUUUGUUGUUGCUGUUUUGUAUAUUCAUUUUCUGCACUGAGGUUUGUAAAUUUCUUAUGGUAGGUAAUUUUAUUACUAAAAUACAGACCUCUCUGUGUAAUGACUACUUUACAGGGCCAUCUUCUAGGCAUGGCUGCACCUGCCCUUUGAGUCUGCCCCAAGAUGAAAAAGACUACAACCUAUAUUUCAACUAUUACCUGGUCCUAUUGCAUUGAACUGUAGUACUGUGGCCGCUAGGCAAUCUAAGUAUUGGUGUACAAGAGAGAUCAGGUGAUCACAGCAGCUAUAUCAAUUUAGUUAAAGUAAAAUAAUCACUAAUAACAUUAGCAUCAAAUAAACUAAAACAUGACAAAUUCUCAUAACUGAUAUGUUGUCAUCGUUAACCAUAGGUGAAGAGCUAUAUUUAUAUAGCAAAAUUUAGACAAAUCACAAAAUUAUAUACAGCAAGUGUCCACUCAAUAGAGAAUUUUUAUCCCCUUUUACCAUAAAACAGCAUUCAACUCUAGUAAAAUAUUGUUAGGUACUUAUAUAUUCACACAGGUGAAUGGUGUGAAUGUGAUAUGAAGUUGAAAGAGAAAAAUGAAUUAUGGAAAAUAAAGCAAUAUAAGUUGUGAAGAAUGUGGUAAACUAGAUAUAAAAGGUACUAUUAAGGAGUAAAGGGAAACUAGUGGUAUUAAAUAACAUUAACAGAGAUGACCAAAUAGAAAAGUGAAAAAUAAUGGGGAGUUCAGAUUAAAGUAGAGAAAAAGGAAAUGAGAAAAAUGCUAAAGGAACAAGUUGGAAGAAGAAAGUGAAAAAAGGGGAGAGGGAAAGAAUAGGAAGAUCUCUUUAAACAAAUAAAUUGUAAUUUAAAAGGAGGGACAAGAAUAUGGAUGGUGAAAUUCCGACCUACACUAAAAAAUAAAAUAGUGAUAGUUAAAAAAUAUACCAAUAAAGUUACAAAAUGGAAGAAAAAGCAAGAGGAAGAAAGAGAAAGACUUCCUCUGUAUUUCCAGAAGACUAUCUUCUUUCCAGACCAAUAGUCUUUAUUUUACAAGUCACAUUCCUCUUUGUCCUUCUUUAUAGCCUGUGAGUUUGUAUGGAGGUUAUUCAGUUCAAGGAUGCCUUUCUGCAUAAACCAAUUUGUGGCAGCUUUCCAAACUGGGAGUUCAGACCAAAGAAUGUAUGCCUUGGUUCUGAGACUCUUGUCAUAGAUUUUUGCUGGUUAGGGGCCAAUGCUGGUUACCUGAUAUACAUUCUGGUGUCCAUGGUAUAGAAUUCUGACACCAUGCAGAGACUCCUGUCAACUCCAGUUGUUCAGCAGAGAAACAAAUAUGCCCAAAACUUAUGUAGGAAGAUUUCUGCAGCCCCACUGAGAGUGUAGGACACCGGGUGGCAUCUCAUGGACAUCGAGAGUACAUUGAGGCAGAAUAGGCAGGGAUCAGGCAUAGAGCUCUGGCUAAAUGAAGGAUGGAGACUUUGCUGUUCCCAGCAUGGAGAUAGCACUUUUGGUGCUGAAUGGACAUUGCCACAGUCCAUGUGUAAAAGGUAGAGAUUUACAUGGACUUAGAACAUCAAGUUGUAAAACCGAGUUGCUUGGAUCCUUGAGCUAAAUGUCAGAUGGAGACUUCAGCAGGCCUCAAUUAGAGCAGGACAGUGAAAGCUAGGUGUAUGCCCAAGGGAGCCUGUACUGCUAAGUAUGGACUUAAGGCAGGCCAGCUCUGUGUGCCAGAUAGAUGUCCCAGUUGACUUGGAAGAAACCACAGGCAAUCUCUGUGGUGACUCGGGUGUGCCUGGGGUCCAAUAUUGAAGACUUUCAACACAAGCAGCAAUCACUUUUCUACUUAGAGUCUGAGGACAAAUGGACAGGUAGAAGAAGCUUUGAUCACUCACCUCUGCUGUGUGCUGGUGAAAUGCUACCAAACUGCAGCCUCUUCUGCAUUUGAUGAGGCUAAGGGCCUGUAUGCCCCAAGUCUAGACUAUGCUGGUAGACUCUGUUGAGCAGUUUGGAUCCUGCCACCUAUUACAGAAUUGAUGCUUUGGGUGAUAGGCAUGGGCAGGGGCCUUCUGGGCCAUGCCUAUGGGCCUGCCUCUUUUCUAAGCUCUUAUAUGUAUGUUUAGUUUAAUUUACACAUCUCUUCCUUAAAAUUGAUUUUUUUUUUUUUUUGCAUGAUGGUUAUAUUUUCUUUCUCCUCUUCCAAUUACUUGUGUUUUUAGUUCAUCUUCUCUGAGUCUUUCGGAAGUGAUUCCUCCUCUAUUCAGCCAUGUUCAAAUCCUUCUUGUCUGCUUUUGCGACUCCAUUGAAAUGUUAUAUACCUUUAAUAAAAAGUGAAUUUAGGUAAUGGUUUAAAAUAAUUGCCCUAACAUUUUGCUUAGUUAUUCACUAUUUGAAAAUGUGCUGUUUUAAAUUAUUUUAUUACUAUUUUCAUGAAAGAUUUUAUUUUACAAGUAAACUGAUUUUUUUCUUAUUAUCAAAAGUUUUCAUACUUUUUUAUGAAUAAUGCUAUGAAUGUACAAGUUGACUCUGAGCUUUUACAUGUAUACAUAUGUUAAUAGCAGCACAACUCAUAGUAGCUAGAUCAUGGGAGUAGACCGUAUGUCCAGACAAAGAAACAGAAAAAGAAAAUAUAUUUAUGUACCAUGAAUUACUCUGCAAUAAAAUAUAGACUUGAUUCAUUUGUAGGAAAAUGAAUGGAACUUGAGACCAAAACCUUAAAGUGAAAUAAAUCAGACACACAAACUUAAAUAUCACAUGGUUUCCCUUAUAUGAGAAAUCCAAAUCACAAAAAGAGCAAAAUACAAUCUAACAUUAAGUAAGAAGAUCAUUCUUAAAUGGGAAGAGGGAUUAAAAAAUAGAGGAGAGAGAGAGAAGGAAGGGAAGGAAGUGCAAAAAGACAUUAAGAUGUGUUAUAUACAUGUACUAUCACGAAAAGGGAACAUAUAAACAUUAUAUGAUGUGAACAUAUACCCAAAAAAAGUGAUCAAAGUAUAUGGGGAAAUAAGGAAUUUAAAAAAAAAAAGGAAUUGCUAUUUAUAUACACAUACUACCAUCUCACAGGGAAUGUAAACAUCAUAUCCUACACAUAUGUACUAAUAAGCUAAAAUUAAAAACUACAGAAUUCAGUCCUGGGAGCUGAAUGUGUGUGACUUAAAUCACAAUGCACUGAAAAGCCUUGGAACAACUCACCCAGGUGGCAAGACCACACCCAGGGUCCCAAACCACAGGAAGAUGCACUACAGGUCCCCUCAGGGCUAACUGGGCCAUGCCCAGUGACCUCCAAUCAGCUAGCAAUUGCCUGAAGCCUACCCUGGGAGCCAAAAGUGGGCCAGGUGAUUCCUAGUACACUGGGGAACCUUUGGAACAUCACUCAAAAUCCAGAAUUAUAGGAAAAUGACAAAACAAAAGACCAAAAUGCAAUCUUAAACUUUCAGACUAAGCCAAGCAAGCCUAAGAGACAUAGACACAGAAGAAAAUGUAAGCCAUACAGCUGAAAUUCCUGAAAUAAUAAAAACUAAAAUACAGAAACAACUCUGAGAAUCUAUAAAAGAACUCAGAUCAGAAAUAAUCUCCUAGGUAGAAGAAGAAAUGAUAAAUGUAAUAAAAGAUAUGCGGAACACAUCUGAAGAAGACCUACUUAAAAAAUUAUAGCAAUAAUGCAAAAAGAUGGAAACUCUGAAUGAACAAUAUAAGAAACAAAUGGAAUGUAUGUAGCAGAUUCAAAGAGAUAUACAAAAAAUGAAAAGUUCCAUUGGAAGUUGGUAAAAUCACCUCAGUGAAAGUGAAGACAAUGUCAGAACUUGGAGACAAGAUUGCAGCUAGUGAAUAGGAAAGGAAAGAUCUUUUAAAAAUAACAAGGAAUCGGAAAAUAACAAUUCAACAGCUGUAAGAUAAUGCAAAGAAAAACACUAUAACAUUACCAGGUAUAAACAAAAAAGAAGGUGAUGACACAAAUGAUAUCAAGAGGCUACUUAGAGAUAGAUAUAAUAGCUAAAAAUUUCCCAAACAUGAGAAUAGAAACUGACAUAAAUAUCAGUGUAUAAUAUAGAACUCCAAAUAGUCAUAACCAAAAUAAAACUACACCCAGGCAUAUAAUAAUCACCAUCCCAGAAAUCCAGGAUAAGAACAGAAUAUUAAACCCUGCUAGAGGGAAAAGACAGAUCACCUAUAAAGGAAAACCUAUCAGAAUCACAGCAAUCUCAACACAAAAAAUGAAGUCAAGAAAAGCAUGGAGUGAAGUAUUUCAGAUCCUAAAGAAAAAUGAUUUCCAACCUGGACUGAUGUUGGAGAAAUAAGACACUUCCACUUCAAAGAACAGCUAAAGACCACCAUGACCACCAAAUCAACCCUGCAAAGAAUACUGAAAGACAUUCUAGAUAGAUAUAGGAAAAAAACCACUAAACACGGCAAAGGAUUCAAAAGAGUGAAAAGGUAAAGAACCAACUGCAGAAGAUAACAUUUCAAAAAUAAACUAAUAUAUAACAGUAAUAACCAUUAAUGUAAAUGGCCUCAAUUCAGCAAAUAAAAGAAACAGACUGCCAGAGUGAAUCAAAAAACAAAAUCCAAAGCCUGGCAUACUGGCUCACACCUGUAAUCCCAGCAUUUUGGAGGCUGAGGCAGGAGGAUCCAAGGCUGAGUUUGAGACCAGCCUGGGCUACAAAGUGUGCUCAAGGCUAGCCUGAACUACUAGGGAGACCAUGUCUCAAAAAAAAAAAAAAAAAAAAAAAAAAAAAAAAAAAAGAAAAGAAAAGAAAAAUCCAACCAUAUACUGUAUACAGGAAACCAAUCUAUCCCAAAAACUCAUAGACUGAAAGUCAAAGGAUGAAAAACAAUACUCCAUGGAACAGGAUCACCAAAAAAAUCAGGGGUGGCCAUUCUGUUUGCAGACAAUCUGAAAUUCAAACCCAGAAUGAUCCAAAGAGAAAAGAAGGUCACUACAUACAAGUUAUGGGAAAACUUCAAGAGUAAGAGAUGACAAUUAUAAAUAUAUAUGCAUCAAAUUCAAGAACCCCCAGCUAUACAAAAA